This is a messenger RNA of Thermochaetoides thermophila DSM 1495, 1347 nucleotides long. RefSeq lists its product as uncharacterized. Gene Ontology annotation, cellular component: cytoplasm; mitochondrion. NCBI's taxonomy places the organism in Eukaryota, Fungi, Ascomycota, Sordariomycetes, Sordariales, Chaetomiaceae. Gene Ontology annotation, molecular function: lipoyltransferase activity. The transcript has 4 exons. The record is from RefSeq and is a predicted model, not a curated record. The coding region runs from base 1 to 1347 and encodes 448 amino acids. Gene Ontology annotation, biological process: protein lipoylation.
AUGUUCCACAACGUCGAUCCGCCCAGCUGUGGAUCUCAUGCUCUUGGCAUCAACCACAAACUUCGAUUCAGUCCCAAGCUCGUGACACGCUAUUUCACCCAAAAUCUAAUCCGUCCCUUCCAAAUAUACCGGUCUGCCUCUUCCGAUCCUUACGUCAACCUCUCUAUUGAGCACCACCUCCUCCAGUCUUCCCCACCCGACUCAACCAUCCUCUUCCUUUACACAAACCGCCCCAGCAUCGUCAUCGGCCGCAACCAAAAUCCAUGGCUAGAAGUAAAUCUCCGUCUUCUUCGUGAUGGCCUGCCGACCUCAGAGUCACAGGAUAAAAAACAGCCCAUAGCGUUAGUUCGCCGCCGCUCAGGAGGGGGCACCGUCUUCCACGACAAAGGCAACACAAACUACUCAGUGAUCUGCCCGCCAGCAGUCUUCGACCGCGAUCGCCAUGCGGAGAUGGUUGCGCGCGCACUAAGGAAGCUGGGUGUUCCGCAUCGAACGUGCGGCAGUCGGCCUGGCGGUGGGGUGCGAGUCAACGAACGGCACGAUAUCGUCGUGGACAUACUUUCGCCUAGUGGUGGCAUGUUCAAAAUCUCUGGGUCGGCGUACAAGCUCACACGGACACGAGCACUGCAUCAUGGGACGUGCUUGCUGAGUUCGCCGAACUUGGGAAGUGUGUCGGCGCUACUGAGGUCUCCAGCGGAGGGUUUUAUUAAGGCUAGGGGCGUCGAGAGCGUGAGGAGUCCGAUUCGGAAUGUUAAUGUUGGGACUGAGGAGUUUGUGGAUGCAGUGGUUGAUGAGUUUUGUGAUAUGUAUGGAGUGGAGGAUGGAGGAAAGGAGGUUCUAGUUAUUAGGGAGGAGGAAGCAUUGGCAACAGAGGGAAUCAAUAAGGGUGUGAGAGAGUUGACAGACCCAGAGUGGAUCUUUGGACAAACCCCCCUUUUCACCUUCUCAACCCAUCCGACUGAAGAUGACCCCCGCGACCGGCCCCCAUCUCUCCUUGCACAACUCCCCCAUGAUUUUCAAGGCCGUAUCACGGUCCGCCACGGCGAGAUCCAAUCUGUAUACCUGUCUCUCUCUGAUGACCCCUUUAACAUGACAGAUCCUUCUCCCCUCAGUCAGGUCCUGGCCAAAGAGCGGCUGCACCACAUCAGUGACUGGCGUGCCGUCUUGUCUAAGGCGGUCAGCGAAGCACCUUUAUCGGAUGCUUUCGAUGUUGAGCAAGUCGGCAUGUGGCUGAACCGUAUGUUUGGCAUUCCCGAGCCUGUUGAAGGGCAGAAAGAGCGCUCGUUGUCUGAGGAGGUUGUCAGGGCCAUCCAGGAGAGCAAGCUGGGUAUGUGGCUCAGCAAGUAA